Triplophysa rosa is the source of this 2365-nucleotide messenger RNA. It is a transcript of the gene sh3bp5a, whose product is annotated as SH3-domain binding protein 5a (BTK-associated). Gene Ontology annotation, molecular function: protein kinase inhibitor activity. Gene Ontology annotation, biological process: intracellular signal transduction; negative regulation of protein tyrosine kinase activity. The coding region runs from base 420 to 1736 and encodes 438 amino acids. Gene Ontology annotation, cellular component: cytoplasm. The transcript has 9 exons. The record is from RefSeq and is a predicted model, not a curated record. NCBI's taxonomy places the organism in Eukaryota, Metazoa, Chordata, Actinopteri, Cypriniformes, Nemacheilidae.
GUAACCUACUUUAUUAAUAUUGUUCCCAAAUUUUACAACAAAAAUAAUCUCAUCAAAACUGUGAGUAACACAAAUGCAACCAUGGGAACUGAGUUGUGACAAAAUUCUGUGUGUGUGUGUGAACUGCAGUGACCCUCUUUCAUGAUGAGUGUUUCUGCCGGAGGGGGCGGGCCGGGCAGCAGCUGCAGAAUCUCACAGCUUCACAUUCCCGUCUUCACUGCUGCGCUGUAUUGGGUGUGAAUCUCUAGCGGAUAAAAUGUUUUUGGACUCUGACAUUUCGCGUUGUAAUGGCGGUUUUAGGGUGAAGUGACCCGCGGAUCUGUAUUUGGACGGAUCGUCGGUGCCCGUUCUCCCGGAGAAACCCGCUUUGUUCGGUCAAUAAUAAAAAGCCGAGACCCUUUUGGUUCGUUACUCUCACGAUGAACAACACAGAAAAGAGGACCAAAUCUGACGAAGAGUCUAUAGAAGAAGAAGAGAUCGACCCGAGGAUUCAGGGUGAACUGGAGAAACUGAAUCAGUCCACUGAAAACAUCAACCGCUGGGAGACCGAACUAGAGGACUCCAGGCAGAAGUUUCGGGCGGUUCUGGUGGAGGCGACCGUCAAGCUCGACGAGCAGGUGAAGAAGAUUGGUAAAGCUGUCGAAGACUCAAAACCGUACUGGGAGGCCAGACGGGCGGCCCGUCAGGCUCAGGUAGAGGCACAGAGAGCGACGCAGGAGUACCAGCGGGCGAUCGAGAUCCUGCGGGCAGCGAAGGAAACCAUCGCGCUGGCGGAGGAACGUUUACUGGAGGAGGACAGCAGACAGUUCGAUUCGGCCUGGCAAGAGAUGCUCAACCACGCCACACAGAGGGUGAUGGAGGCGGAGCACAGCAGGACACGCAGCGAGAUCGAGCAUCGAGAAACUGCGGCCAAAUACAACGCCGCCAUCAACCACAUGAGACAGCAGGAGAAGAAACUCAAACGCACCAUCAACAAGUCCAGGCCAUACUUUGAAUUGAAGGCCAAGUGUUACCUUCAGCUGGAGACACUGAAACGCCGAGUUGAUGAACGUCAGGCAAAACUGACCCAAGCCAAAGCCGCGUACCGGACCGCCCUAAACAAUCUGGAGACCAUCUCGGACGAGAUCCACGCACGCAGACGACUCUCCGCUAUGGGACCCAGAGGCCGAGGCGUCGGGGCAGAAGAUGACGGAGCCAAUACUGAUGACAUCACCAACUUUAAAAUGGAGUCUGAUGGCUUAUCUAUGAUCUCUGUGAACAUGGAGGAGGAGAGCUGUGCUGAUAAUACGUCAGAAGAUGAUCCAGAAACACAAUCCACCUGCAGUCUGAGCUCCACAUCUGCACCUGUAGACCUGCGCUGCUCGUACUCCUCCUCAUCUGCUCCCCAUCUCUUCUCGUCCUCCUCGCCUCCGUGUCUAUCCGUCUGUCCGGAUGAGCUUCCGCGGCCGGGCUCGGGGUCUCUGGAGGGUCUUGAGCAGGUGUCACCUGUGCUGGGACCUCGCAGCGAGUGCAGUGGGGCGUCAUCGCCGGACUGCGAACAAGAAAGAGGUGAGAGGGCGGAUGGCGCUGAAGGUAAAGCUGAAAAGACAAACGGCAUCAUCAGUCAGAAGAGGUCACAGCUGGAGAGUCUGAGCAGAUUAUCACUUCAAACCACAGAGGAUGAGACCGACGGACCCUCGUUCACCGAGACCUCCAGCACAGCAGCGGUCCGGCUCCUAAACAGAGUUUCAAUCUGAUAACUUCAGCAAGAGACUUUACGUGAUGUUUGUGAAAGUAUUAUCAUCUCAGUAUUAUAAAGACCGUCUCAUCUCACAACAGACUGAACCCAUGAAACGGUGUUAUGACAUGCAGACAUCAGCUAUGACGUGAAUGAAAAUCUGUUUGUCCUCACUGAGUGAAUGUUCUUCAUGUAUUCCUCGGUUUUUAGAGUGGAUAACCUUCUUAUUUUUCUGUCUUCUGCAAUUGGCGUCCCUCUGAAAUCUCACCUUGUUGGUCUUUCAGUGACUGAGUUGUAAGUAUAUUUUUGAGGCAAGUUGGAUGUUGUCUUUAAAUCGGUAGGUCAUUUGUUAACACCCAGCUGAUGAGAGAUCAGUUAUUGACUGAAAAAUAAGCCUGUGGGCCAGUCAUGGCAGAAAUCUGCACUUGUAUUUCACUCUAUUUUUGUGUCAGUCUUUCUCUUCGGUCUCAGAUUUAUCUGAUAGUUUUACACUCCACAGGUAAAGAGGGACUUGUGUAAAGUUAUAUAUUUAUACACAAUGUUUGUCUUGUUACAAUGAUGUUAGAUGUGUUUUUACAGCACAACGUUCUUAUUUGUGUAAUAAACAGAUGCUCACAGCAUGAAACCCUUUCAUACCUUUCAAUUCCA